Messenger RNA from Bursaphelenchus okinawaensis, 896 nucleotides. The record is from the annotation of a GenBank genome assembly. NCBI's taxonomy places the organism in Eukaryota, Metazoa, Nematoda, Chromadorea, Rhabditida, Aphelenchoididae.
AUGGCCGCUGCUGCUUACUCCACUUGGCCGGAAAAGUGUGUAAACAACGUGUUUGUCGAUGCUAAUGUAACAAAAAGUGUAGCUUCUAAAUGUGUUGUAGACCUUGGUGAUUACAAGUUAUGUUAUGGCUUCACUGGCGUAGCUCAUGAGGAUAAGGUCGUCUUUUUGGCUUAUAGGUGAGGUUUUGCAAGUUAGACUAGCUUUGUAUUAGCUUUAUUUUAUCGUUUAUCGUUUUCCUAAUCUGACUUUUAAUACAUAUUAUUACUUUCAGAGGAACAGCCGGCUUCUUCCAGCUAAUAACCGAAACUUAUCAAACCGCGUUUCAACCCAUGGUUGAAGCCAAAAUAGGUGGCAAUGUCUCCGAAUACUUUUACGGUGUCUACGAAAAUCUUCAAACCGCCGGCCUAAACGAAGAAGUCUUGGCCUUAGCCAACCAAUACCCAGACUACCGUAUCUGGAUUACCGGUCAUUCACUCGGCGGUGCUUUGGCUUCUAUUUCGGCUGCUGAAUUGGUAAAAAUUCAAAACAUCUCCUCCGAUCGUAUCUUGAUCAUCACAUUUGGUGAGCCUAGAACCGGAGAUUCUGAAUAUGCCAACAACUAUGACGCCUUGGUGCCGAACACUUAUAGAGUUGUGAACCAGCGUGACAUUGUGCCACAUUUGCCACCACUUCGGUUGUUUGACUAUAUUCAUCAUAGUCAAGAGGUGUGGUAUGAGUAUGGCAUGGCAAACAUCUCUGAGUAUAAGACUUGUCCUGCUGAAAGUUGUGAUUGUAGCAAUCAAUACGGUGAUUUGUAUUCUGUAGCUGAUCAUUUGACCUAUUAUAUGGAGUUCAUCGUUGGGUAUGGAUGGUCUGGUUGUGGGGCUAUUGCUGCUUCUAUCAAACAAUUGCUUUGA